AUGGCCGAAAGGCGUCGACCGUCAGGGACUCCACGGCGGAGGACCAGCAUCCAGGAGGAUGCUGCCAUGCUGGCAGGAAUGGGGGUGAAGCAGGAAUUACAACGCAACUUCUCCUUUCUGUCCAUGCUGGGGCUGGCCUUUGCCAUUUUGAACUCCUGGACCGCCUUGGGUGCAAGCAUGUCGCUGGCUUUGCCUAGUGGAGGUCCUGACUCUGUUAUCUGGGGUCUUGUUGUGGCUGGCAUUUGCAAUCUCUGCCUGGCGGCCUCUCUGGCUGAAUUUCUGUCGGCCUACCCAACUGCUGGCGGUCAGUACCAUUGGGUCGCUGUCAUUAGCUGGAAAAGCUGGGUGCCAAUCCUCUCUUGGAUCACCGGUUGGAUCAACACGGCGGGCUGGGUCGCUUUGACUGCCACUGCUGGGCUGUUGGGAAGCCAGCUCAUCCUCGGUAUCAUUUCGCUCACAACGCCGUCUUACGUAUCGCACCGUUGGCACCAAUUCUUGAUCUACAUUGGAUACAACGUUUUCGCUUUCAUGGUGAAUGCGUUCAUAACUCGACUGCUUCCUCUUGUCAACAAGGCUGCCUUGAUCUGGUCAAUUACAGGCUGGGUUGUGAUUUCCAUCACUGUCCUUGCUUGCGCCUCUCCAAAUUACCAGAGCGGAGACUUUGUGUACCGCACAUUCAUCAAUGAGACAGGUUGGCCAAAUGGACUCGCCUGGCUGUUGGGCCUCUUGCAAGGCGGUUUGGGAUUGACAGGGUUUGACGCAGUCGCUCAUUGCAUAGAAGAGGUCGGGAAUCCUACUGUAUUGGGUCCCAGGAUCAUGAUCGGCUGCGUCUUGAUCGGCGUGAUGACCGGCUUCAUUUACCUGAGCGUUCUUUUAUUCGUCUCCAAUAACGUGCAAGACGUUAUCAGUUCCUCUGCCGGACCGAUGUUGCAGAUAUUCUAUGAUGCGACUUCGAACAAGGCCGGAUCUGUGUGCCUGUUGAUGUUCCCCCUCGUCUGCUUGCUGUUUGCCGCAGUGAGCAUCAUGACUACCAGCAGCCGAAUGGUAUACGCUUUCGCCAGAGAUGGGGGUUUGCCAGCAUCGCGCUUCUUCGCCAAAGUGCACGGAAGACUUCAAGUCCCCAUCAAUGCGCUUUGGCUGACCCUCAUCCUGGUCAUUAUUUUCGGCUGUAUUUUCCUCGGGUCCAGCAGCGCGUUCAACGCCAUUGUGUCUGCUUCAGUCGUGGCCUUGGGAAUAACUUAUGCUAUUCCUCCUACAAUAAAUGUGCUCCGGGGUCGGAAAAUGCUGCCAGCAUCUCGGCCGUUCAUCUUGCCAAACUGGCUGGGCUGGACAUGCAAUUUGGUUGGGAUUGCCUAUGUGAUCCUCACAACCGUUCUUUUCAUGUUCCCGCCGGUGUUGCCCGUGACCGGUAACAACAUGAACUACUGCGUGGCAGCAUUUGCAAUUGUCUUGAUUGUCUCCACGAUCCAGUGGUUCGUCGAUGGCAGAAAGAACUACACUGGUCCGCAGAUUGAUCUUGACGCUCUGAAGGCCGGAGAAAUCGUGGGUAUGGCACCGGAAGAGAGUAACCAGGCUAGAGCGAGCGACGAUACGUUGACCGGAGGUCAGGAGAAGAAAGCGGUGCCGUAA
Messenger RNA from Fonsecaea multimorphosa CBS 102226, 1629 nucleotides. RefSeq lists its product as uncharacterized. Gene Ontology annotation, cellular component: membrane. The record is from RefSeq and is a predicted model, not a curated record. Gene Ontology annotation, molecular function: transmembrane transporter activity. Gene Ontology annotation, biological process: transmembrane transport; amino acid transport. Bases 1 to 1629 code for a protein of 542 amino acids. The transcript has 3 exons. NCBI's taxonomy places the organism in Eukaryota, Fungi, Ascomycota, Eurotiomycetes, Chaetothyriales, Herpotrichiellaceae.